AUGUCAUGCUCAAUCAAGAACCAUGACACAUGCCUCCCUAUAACGGCUAUCAAAUGUCUAAAUAUACCCAGCAGAAAAUUACUGCUAAAUGGGAGUGGCCCGUAUGUCCAGCUACUUGAUGAAUCCGAUGGCAUUCCUCUGGGUCGCUUUCGAGUGUUUGAACGAAAUGCUGUUCAUGGAAUUCAGGUCAUUGAAGAGUCCUGGAGGGAUGACGAUUAUUCUGCCUGCCUUUUAGUGUGGGGAGGGUAUUCCCUUCGCCUGAUUAAGCUCCAUUUGCGCAGAUCAGAUACUACAGACAAUACAUCUCUAUCCGCAGAGAGCGUCGAAUGUCGUGCGCCAGAUUGGAUUUUAGAUACAGCCAUUCCUGUUGCUAACUCCGAGAGGGAAGGGUGUAUCAAGGGUUUAUUAAUUACUGCACACAAUGUAGUUUUCACCCUUAGGUUUACCCUUCGCGAAACGGAACUGGAUGACGAAAGUAUUAUCCAAUUGCAAGAACUAGGGUCGACCCUGAGGCCUAUUCUUUAUUCUGCUGACAUUACUUGGAACUCCGACCGUGUCCUUGUUGCUGCUGGCACGGUAUUCGGUGAAAUAAUAAUAUGGUCCUGUCAUUUAGUAUUGGAUUCAGACCCAUGCGAAAGAGCUAAUGAUUCUAUCAUUAUCCACCACUUUUUCACUGGUCAUGAGGGAUCAAUCUUCGGAGUGGACAUUUCACCAGAUAUACCGAUAAGCGGCGGACAAGGAACGAAGAAAUUUGUUGCCAGUUGCAGCGACGAUAGAACUGUCCGUAUCUGGGAUAUAUCUUCAUGUGGCCGAGAACUCAUGAGCAACGGUAGCUCAGCUUCCAGGGAAAACAAUACAAGUGCCCGUGGAACCGGAUUUCAUAUAGCCCCAAUGGACGAAGCAUCUAUGGGCCAAGAAUUUUGUCUUGCAAAAGAAUAUGGCCAUGAAGCACGCAUAUGGGGCAUUCGGUUUCUUGACUUUGAGGUCUCCGACGGCCACAUCACUUUCAGUUUGAUAUCCAGGUCCGAGGAUUGCACUUCUAUGGUUUGGAAGCUCGUGGCGAAAUAUGAACAAACAAAUGGUGAAUAUAUAUUACGGAAGAGCCAAACUACAUUGAAGCCGGUGUCCUCUUAUUGCUAUCAUGUGGGCAAAAAUAUCUGGUCCAUGGAUGUGGUCGAUGAGGGUGGCUCAUUCGGCGUGUUCAGCGGAGGGGCUGACAGCAAUAUAACAUCCCUCAUCAUUCCACAGCUAACUGGAGUGUACGAUAUCGGAAGAUGGACAAAGUCUUAUACCUCCGAGGAAGUUUAUAAUGAGUUCCUUCGCAUUAAGAACAGCCCAAUUGAGUGCAAUAGACGCAUGAAGAAUUCUAGGAAUGACGGCAAAAUCAACUCGUUUGGUUUUAUUUCGGAAGACUCCGUUAUCGCGCCAUUUACUGAAGGGGUUGCUCUCCUUGGUCAGGUUUCUAAAGCCGACCAGAAAGAUGUACAAACACGGGAUGUACGUGUAAUAAAUUGGAGUACAAUUCCUACUGUUGAGGGAAUAGGUUCCUACGGGGCAAUAUCUGGAAUCCCUAAGAGAGGGAUUGGGCUAAUAGGCACGAGCACGGGGCGAAUAUUGUGGUACGAUCACAGCAGGAGAUGUAUGGAGGUCCUGGCAGAUAUAGGUCGAGGCAUAUCUGAUAUCUUCAUCGUCCAGACACCCAAGGGGUAUGAUGAUACUGGCACCUCCCCUAUUGCGUUUAUAACUAGCUCCAGAGCAAUUUCGCACGCCAACCUCUUUAUUGUUGACUCUUCACCAUCUCCCAAAAUCCUUGCAAAACAGCAACUUGCCUUGCCUGCGGAAUUUGUGGUCUCAAGCGCACUUUCAGUCCCCUCCAUGUCAGUUCUGGUCCUGGGUGCUAGGUUGGGGAACAUGGUGGUGUUUCGUUUUAGCUCUGAAAUGCAGGGAGAGGUGGCAGAUGAUCCACUAUGCGACUUUCCAAUCCACAAGAGAGAUGCAGUUACAUCCAUUACAUACUUGCGGGAAGACCGAAAUUCAAAUUUUGUGGAUCUCAUUACAACCGGAAGGGAUGGAACCUACUGCAUUCAUCGACUUAAUAGGUCGGGUGCUCAGCUCACGAUAGAAAUCCUUCACCGAACGAAUCCGCCAUUCGGACAGUAUAUUGAGGGGUCCAGGCUGGAUCCUGAGACGGGACACCUGAUAUUAUGGGGAUUCCGAAGCACAUAUUUUGUUUUGUGGAAUGAGACAAUUCAGGCUGAGAUAUUUUCAGUAGAUUGUGGAGGUGCUCAUAGACGAUGGGCAUAUCACUUUGGAAAUAUGGGCCAUAUGCUUCUGUGGAUUAAAGCAUCAACUUUUAACGUUAUGUCAGAGCAAUUUCAAUGCCAUCGCCGUGUACGACAAGGCGGGCAUGGUAGGGAAAUCAAAGCCAUGUCAAUUUCCAAAAUGCAAGUUGAUAGCACAAAGACCCCAUGGACGGUACUUGCAACCGGCGCGGAAGAUACCGAAAUUCGUUUUUUUACGCUUAACAAAGGGGAAGAAGGGGAAGGUGGCUUUCGUUCUAUACGAGCCAUCAAGAAGCAUAGUGCAGGUUUGCAGCAUCUCCAGUGGUCGACUAACGGCAAUUUCUUGUUCAGCAGUGCCGGGAGGGAGGAGUUCUAUGUCUGGAGAAUUAGAUGGAUACCUGGAUUUGGCAUCGGUGUUUUGAAUGAAGGUGAAGCACCCAAGUCACGGGCGAAUUCUGAUCUACGGACAACACAUUUCGAUAUUAUCAGCCUUGCAAGGGAUGAUUGUGCGCGCGAAUCAUUCUUGAUCGCCAUGGCGUACUCUAAUUCGACUGCAAAGGUGUUCCACUACUCGUCAUCUACAGAAGGUGGGGAGUUCACGCUCCUAGCGCAGGGGUUAUAUACAAGCAACUGCCUUACACAAAUCCGGCUGGUGAUAUCGGGUUGUGAGCUGCAUCUUGUCACAGGCUCGACAGAUGGACACAUUGCAGUUUGGGAUUUAACACCAUCGAUGAAGCCAUAUUUUGAUUUUGGCGGCAGAUCUAUCAAGCGCAGGGAUGCUGUACCGCUACCUGCCGAGCCGGCGUCGAUCAAAUGGGAAGAUCGCAGACCCGCACACCAAAGUAGCAUAAAGGCAAUGGAGCUGCUCUCGCUAUCAGAUACGCAAGUCCUGCUCAUCACUGGCGGAGAUGACAACUGCCUCGCCUUUUCGACCCUUGAAUUCGCAGGCUCUUCAGCCUCCGAACCUCAUCCGAACCUUAUAAGCCGCUUCACAACGGCUUCAUAUCCGAAUGCGCAUGCGUCGGCAAUUAAUGCCAUCACCCAGGUGCGGCCUAUUGACCAUGGAGUGGAUGGAAAGACGGCCAAUUUCCUUGUCGCUUCAAGCGGGAACGACCAAAGGAUCAAACUAUGGUCUGCAUCGGCUGAUUGCAUAGACGGGGGUGUGCGGGCAUCUCUGCAGGGCGAUGUGUACACCGCCGUAGCCGAUCUGUCUGCGAUAGAUCAAUUCACGGCGCACGCCAACGGGGCAGACAGGGAGCACCUUGUUCUCUGCGGUGUUGGGAUGGAAAUGUGGGAAGUUUGUACAUAG
This is a messenger RNA of Nannizzia gypsea CBS 118893, 3591 nucleotides long. RefSeq lists its product as hypothetical. NCBI's taxonomy places the organism in Eukaryota, Fungi, Ascomycota, Eurotiomycetes, Onygenales, Arthrodermataceae. Gene Ontology annotation, biological process: tRNA methylation. The coding region runs from base 1 to 3591 and encodes 1196 amino acids. Gene Ontology annotation, cellular component: cytoplasm. Gene Ontology annotation, molecular function: protein binding. The transcript has 3 exons. The record is from RefSeq and is a predicted model, not a curated record.